AUGGCGCUGGCGAAAACGAACUUUAAUAACGAUGGGCGGCAUAUGCGGGCAAAUGAACCCGCAGCCGCCCACUCAGGGCGCUCGCCCAGCGCUCCCUCAACCGCCCAUACGCACCAGAUUUCACUGCUGACCGCUUUUAGCACUCGACACGAGCGUUCGCCAAACGCUAGUCGCAGCUUGGUCGGGUAA
Molecule: messenger RNA, 189 nt
Organism: Paracoccidioides lutzii Pb01
Exons: 1
Coding region: 1-189 (62 amino acids)
Source: RefSeq, a predicted model, not a curated record